Messenger RNA from Porites evermanni, 3281 nucleotides. Lineage: Eukaryota; Metazoa; Cnidaria; Anthozoa; Scleractinia; Poritidae. The record is from the annotation of a GenBank genome assembly.
AUGUAUAGCCAUGUAUUGCCAUGUAUAGCCAUGUAUAGCCAUGUAUUGUCAUGUAUUACCAUGUAUAGCCAUGUAUACCCAUGUAAUGCCAUGUAUUGCCAUGUAUUACCAUGUAUAGCCAUGUAUAGCCAUGUAUAGCCAUGUAUAGCCAUGUAUUACCAUGUAUAGCCAUGUAUAACCAUGUAUAGCCAUGUAUAACCAUGUAUAGCCAUGUAUUGACAUGUAUCACCAUGUACUACGAUCUAUUGCCAUGUAUCACCAUGUAUAGCCAUGUAUUGCCAUUUAUUGCCAUGUAUUACCAUGUAUAGCCAUGUAUAGCCAUGUAUAGCCAUGUAAUGCCAUGUAUUACCAUGUAUCACCAUGUAUUACCAUGUAUAGCCAUGUAUACCCAUGUAUACCCAUGUAAAGCCAUGUAUAGCCAUAUAUAGCCAUGUAUUGCCAUGUAUAGCCAUGUAUAGCCAUAUAUACACAUGUAAUGCCAUGUAUUGCCAUGUAUUACCAUGUAUAGCCAUAUAUAGCCCGGUAUUACCAUGUAUAGCCAUGUAUAGCCAUGUAUAGCCAUGUAUAGCCAUGUAAUGCCAUGUAUAGCCAUGUAUACCAUGUAUUACCAUGUAUAGUCAUGUAUACCAAUGUAUACGCAUGUAAUACCAUGUAUUGCCAUGUAUAGCCAUGUAUAGCCAUGUAUAGCCAUCUAUAGCCAUGUAUAACCAUAUAUAGCCAUGUAUAACCAUGUAUAGCCAUGUAUUGACAUGUAUCACCAUGUACUACCAUGUAUUGCCAUGUAUCACCAUGUAUAGCCAUGUAUUGCCAUGUAUUACCAUGUAUAGCCAUGUAUAGCCAUGUAUAGCCAUGUAUAGCCAUGUAAUGCCAUGUAUUACCAUGUAUUACCAUUUAUUACCAUGUAUAGCUAUGUAUAGCCAUGUAUACCCAUGUAAAGCCAUGUAUAGCCAUGUAUAGCCAUGUAUUGCCAUGUAUAGCCAUGUAUAGCCAUAUAUACUAAUGUAAUGCCAUGUAUUACCAUGUGUUACCAUGUAUAGCCCUAUAUAGCCAGGUAUUACCAUGUAUAGCCAUGUAUUGCCAUGUACAGCCAUGUAUUACCAUGUAUUGCCAUGUAUCACCAUGUACUGCCAUGUAUUACCAUGUGUUUUUAUGUUCACCAUGUAUAGCCAUGUAUACCCAUGUAAUACUAUGUAUUACCAUGUAUUACCAUGUAUUACCAUGUAUAGCCAUGUAUACCCAUGUAUACGCAUGUAAUGCCAUGUAUUGCCAUGUAUAGCCAUGUAUUACCUUGUAAUGCCAUGUAUAGCCAGGUAUUAACAUGUAUAGCCAUGUAUUGCCAUCUACAUCCAUGUAUUACUAUGUAUUGCCAUGUAUCACCAUGUAUAGCCAUGUAUUACCAUGUAAUGCCAUGUAUAGCCAUGUAUAGCAAUGUAUUACCAUGUAUAGCCAUGUAUAACCAUGUCUAGCCAUGUAUUGCCAUGUACAUCCAUGUAUUAAUAUGUAUUGCCAUGUAUCACCGUGUAUAGCCAUGUAUUACCAUGUAAUGCCAUGUAUAGCCAUGUAUAGCAAUGUAUUACCAUGUUUAGCCAUGUAUAACCAUGUCUAGCCAUGUAUUGCCAUGUACAGCCAUGUACUAUAAUUUAUAGCGAUGUAUUACCAUGUAUAGCCAUGUAUAACCAUGUCUAGCCAUGUAUUGCCAUGUACAGCCAUGUACUACCAUGUAUUGCCAUGCAUCACCAUGUAUAGGUAUGUAUUACCAUGUAUCACCAUGUAUAGCCAUGUAUUACCAUGUAUACUCAUGUAUAGCCAUGUAUUGCCAUGUAUUACCAUGUAUAGCCAUGUAUUGCCAUGUAUUACCAUAUAUAGCCAUGUAUAGCCAUGUAAUGCCAUGUAUUACCAUGUAUCACAAUGUAUUACCAUGUAGAGCCAUGUAGAGCCAUGUAUACCCAUGGAAUGCCAUAUAUUGCCAUGUAUUACCAUGUAUAGCCAUGUUUAGCCGUGUUUAGCCAUGUAUAGUCAUGUAUAGCCAUGUAAUGCCAUAUAUUGCCAUGUAUUACCAUGUAUAGCCAUGUAUACCCAUGUAAUGCCAUGUACAGCCAUGUAUUACUAUGUAUUACCAUUUAUUACCAUGUAUAGCCAUGUAUUACCAUGGAUAGCCAUGUAUAGCCAUGUAUUACCAUGUAUUACUAUGUAUUACCAUGUAUCGCCAUGUAUUACCAUGUAUUACCAUGUAUAGCCAUGUACUGCCAUGUAUCGCUAUGUAUUACCAUGUGCAUGUAUUACCAUGUAUAGCCAUGUAUAACCAUGUCUAGGCAUUUUUGCCAUGUACAGCCAUAUACUACCAUGUAUUGCUAUGCAUCACCAUGUAUAGCCAUGUAUUACCAUGUAUCACCAUGUAUAGCCAUGUAUUACCAUGUAUACACAUGUAUAGCCAUGUAUUGCCAUGUAUUACCAUGUAUAGCCAUGUUUAGCCAUGUAUAGUCAUGUAUAGCCAUGUAAUACCAUAUAUUGCCAUGUAUUACCAUGUAUAGCCAUGUAUACCCAUGUAAUGCCAUGUACAGCCAUUUAUUACUAUGUAUUACCAUUUAUUACCAUGUAUAGCCAUGUAUUACCAUGGAUAGCCAUGUAUCGCCAUGUAUUACCAUGUAUAGCCAUGUACUGCUAUGUAUCGCUAUGUAUUACCAUGUGCUGCCAUGUAUUGCCAUGUAUACCCAUGUAUUGCCAUGUAUACCCAUGUAUUACCAUGUAUAGCCAUGUACUGCCGUGUAUCGCAAUGUAUUACCAUUUGCUGCCAUGUAUUGCCACGUAUUACCAUGUAUUGCCAUGUAUUGCUAUGUAUAGCCAUGUAUCGCCAUGUACUGCCAUGUAUUACCAUGUGUUUUUAUGUAUCACCAUGUAUUGCCAUGUAUAGCCAUGUAUAGCCAUGUAAUGCUAUGCAUAGCCAUGUAUAGCCAUGUAAUGCCAUGUGUAGCCAUGUAUUACCAUGUAUAGCCAUGUAAUGACAUGCAUAGGCAUUUAAUGCCAUGUAUUGCCAUGUAUUGCCAUGUAUUACAAUGUAUUGCCAUGUAUCGCCAUGUAUUACCAUGUAUAGCCAUGUAUUGCUAUGUAUUUCUAUGUAUAACCAUGUACUGCCAUGUAUAUAGCCAUGUAUUGCCUUGUCUUUCCAUGUAUUGCCAUGUAUAGCCAAUUACUGCCUUGUAUCGCCAUCUAUUACCAUGUAUUACCAUGUAUGCCCAUGUACUGCCAUGUAUUAUCAUGUAUUGCCAUGCAGUACCGUGUAA